AUGGGUUCUUCUUUAUGGACAGUGUGUGUAAUUUUGGUGUCACUAGCCUCUGCUGCACUCUGUGCCACCCCUCGGAGGCCAGUGGAUGUACCAUUCGGCCGAAACUACGUUCCCACUUGGGCUUUUGACCACAUCAAAUACCUCAAUGGAGGUUCCGAAAUUCAACUUCUUCUUGACAAGUACACUGGCACUGGAUUCCAGACCAAAGGAUCAUACUUGUUUGGCCACUUCAGCAUGAACAUAAGGAUGGUUCCUGGCGAUUCAGCUGGCACAGUCACUGCUUUCUACUUAUCUUCUCAAAACUCGGAGCACGAUGAGAUAGACUUUGAGUUCUUGGGGAACAGAACAGGACAACCUUACAUUUUGCAAACAAAUGUGUUCACCGGAGGCAAGGGUGACAGAGAACAAAGAAUCUAUCUCUGGUUUGAUCCAACGAAAGGCUACCACAGAUACUCCGUUCUGUGGAACAUGUACCAAAUUGUGUUCCUUGUGGACAAUAUCCCAAUCAGGGUGUUCAAGAACAACAAGGACUUGGGAGUAAAAUUCCCCUUUGACCAACCCAUGAAGGUAUACAACAGUUUGUGGAAUGCUGAUGAUUGGGCGACAAGGGGUGGUUUGGAGAAAACAGAUUGGUCGAAAGCUCCUUUCAUUGCAGCCUACAAAGGGUUCCACGUUGAUGGGUGUGAGGCUUCUGUGAAUGCCAAGUUCUGUGACACACAGGGCAAGAGAUGGUGGGAUCAGCCACAGUACCGGGACCUUGAUGCUGAUCAAUGGAGAAGACUCAAGUGGGUGCGCCAUAAAUAUACCAUCUACAACUACUGCACUGAUAGGAAGCGCUACCCUCAACUUUCCCCUGAAUGCAGAAGAAACGGUGACAUUUGA
Molecule: messenger RNA, 882 nt
Organism: Abrus precatorius (Indian licorice)
Lineage: Eukaryota; Viridiplantae; Streptophyta; Magnoliopsida; Fabales; Fabaceae
Product: probable xyloglucan endotransglucosylase/hydrolase protein B
Exons: 4
Coding region: 1-882 (293 amino acids)
Biological process (GO): xyloglucan metabolic process; cell wall biogenesis
Cellular component (GO): cell wall; apoplast
Molecular function (GO): xyloglucan:xyloglucosyl transferase activity; hydrolase activity, hydrolyzing O-glycosyl compounds
Source: RefSeq, a predicted model, not a curated record